Molecule: messenger RNA, 366 nt
Organism: Cydia strobilella
Lineage: Eukaryota; Metazoa; Arthropoda; Insecta; Lepidoptera; Tortricidae
Exons: 3
Coding region: 1-315 (104 amino acids)
Cellular component (GO): extracellular matrix
Source: RefSeq, a predicted model, not a curated record
AUGAUGCUUAAAGUAGUGGGUCUUCUUGCCUUAGUCGCUUUGGUGGUCGCUCAGCAUGGACAUGGCCACGGGUAUUCCUCCCAGUACAUAUCUAAACACGACGAACACCCGCAAAUAGUCACCAUCAAAGACCACCACGGACACGAGAAACACGUCGAUUACUACACUCGUCCCAAAUACGAGUUCAAGUACAAAGUGGACGACGAUCACACGGGCGACCACAAGGCGCAGCACGAGCACCGCGACGGCGACGUCACCAAGUCCAAUUACCACGUCGAUGUCAAGCACAUUGUUCCGGAGCACCAUCAUCACUAAACGGGAAUAACUACAGUUUUCAUACGUUUUAUAUGCCAGUUGUUAAACAGU